AUGACCUCCCUUGCUGUGAUUAGGGCAUCCAACAGCCAGCUGACAGGCGCUACUAUCCCAAGUAUUGCCGUCUUUGUUGGUGCAACCUCAGGAAUUGGCCGGGCGACCUUGACGCAACUCGUCCACAAAGGGUUCCCGAUGAAGGCAUACAUUGUUGGUCGCAAUGAGAGGGAUUUCCAGCCUCUGCUGAGUGAGCUGCGUGCUUCGAACAAGGCUGCCGACUUGAUCUUCCUGGAGGGUCAGAUUUCUCUAAUGGCAGAGACAAAGCGCCUUACGGAUGAGAUUCUUCGCCGUGAGACGCAUAUUGACCUGCUUUUCCUUUCCUCUGGUUUCUUGCCAUUCCUUGGACGCCAAGAAACGUCUGAAGGCUUGGAACUUUCAACCGCCGUGGGGUAUUACAGUCGUCAGAUCUUUAUCCGACGCCUGCUGCCCCUGCUUCGAGCAGCAUCCAAGUCUGACGACUCACAGUCCCCUCCCAGAAUCAUGAACGUUCUCGGAACGGGUGUCGAAACGGCAAAUUUGUACCUCGAUGACCUUGAGCUAAAGCAGCCCGGACAUUUCAGUGUCCAAAGCUACGCCGCCCAUAGCGCGACCAUGACCUCUUUGGUCCUCAAGCGACUCGCCGAGCAGCCUGAGAACAAAAAAGUUGUCUUCAUUCAUCAUCAUCCGGGCCUUGUUUCUACUGAUAUUUUCAAGAAAAGCUGGGGUGAUCAAUGGGACGAGGGUAAAGCAAAAAUGGGUCCUAAUGCUUCCGCAGACAUCUCACGAGCCACCACCGAGGAGGCGGGAGCCCGGUCAAUCUAUGUGAUCACUAGCUCGAAGUAUGGGGGUAAAGGUGUUUCAUUGAGCGAGGGGCAGACACAAGGGACGACGGUUAAAGGGACUGCAGAUGGGUCACUUUUCUGUGUUGGUGACAAGUUGGAAACUCUACGGCUCGAUGGGCUUCUAGAUACACUAGAGCGAAAUGGCGCUUCCGAUGUGGUCUGGAGUAAGACCAACGAGCUGAUCGGAAAAUUUCUCUGA
This is a messenger RNA of Aspergillus udagawae, 1023 nucleotides long. RefSeq lists its product as uncharacterized. The record is from RefSeq and is a predicted model, not a curated record. Lineage: Eukaryota; Fungi; Ascomycota; Eurotiomycetes; Eurotiales; Aspergillaceae. The transcript has 2 exons. Gene Ontology annotation, biological process: secondary metabolic process. The coding region runs from base 1 to 1023 and encodes 340 amino acids.